AUGGCCACUGUUUCUGGAUUUGGAAUAACACGUUCAUUAAUUCAUGCAUUUGAUCCACAUGGUAAACAUUACACACCAACAAUUAAACCAACAACUGGUUUUUCAGCAUCAGCUGAUGCUGAACGAUUACAUCGGGCUAUGAAAGGUCCAGGCACAGAUGAAACAGCAAUUAUCAACAUAUUGGCACGUAGAACAAAUUAUGAACGUCAAGAAUUAUGUCGAUCAUACAAAAGUUUAUAUAAACAUGAUCUAAAAGACGAUUUGAAAUCGGAGACUAGUGGAGACUUUCGUAAAGUUUUAUGUCAGCUAGUUGUUGAUACACCUUAUAUGUUGGCUAAAUCAUUAUAUUAUGCAAUGAAAGGCUUAGGAACAAAUGAUCGUGUACUUAUUGAAAUAUUUACCACAUUAUGGAAUGAUGAAACAAGAGCUGUAGCUGAUGCUUAUAAACAAGUACUCAAAGACAAAGGAAUUGAAGAAUCAGAACGUUCAUUAGUUACUGAUAUGAAAAAAGAAAUAGGUGGUGAUUAUGAAUAUGCAUUAAUGUGUUUAGUUCAAGCUGAACGUGAUGAGAUACCAGUAUUACAAUUGAAAGCAAUACCUGAAAAAGGUAUCAAUUCAAUCAUUAAUCAUGAAUUAGCUGAAGCUGAUGCUAAAGAUCUAUAUGCUUCAGGAGUUGGUCGAGUUGGUACUAGUGAAAAACGUAUUACACGGGUUAUAUGCAAUAGAACACCAUAUCAAUUAUAUUUAACAUCUGAAAUCUAUUUCAAAAUGUAUGGUAAAACUUUAUUGGAACAUAUUGAAUCGGAGACAUCAGGUGAUUAUCGUAAACUUCUUGUUGCUAUCUUACGAUAUGCAAUCGAUCGUCCCGGUCUAAUUGCUGAAUGGUUACAUGAUUCAAUGGCUGGUUUAGGAACAAAAGAUUAUGCAUUAAUGCGUUUAUUAAUUACACGUUCUGAGAUUGAUCUUCAAGACAUAAUGAAUUCAUAUGAAUCGAUUUAUGGCAAAUCAUUAUUGAAUGCAGUAAUAGAUGAUACAUCUGGUGAUUAUCGUCGAACAUUAUGUGUACUACUUGGUGAAACAUAUAAUCAAUAAUAGUUUCAUUAAAACAAAACAAUAUAUUAAAUCAUUUGAUUUUGACACUAUUUAUUCUAUCAUAUUUAAACAUAUUAUUACAAACUUGUGACCUUGUGUUGAUUAAUUUAAACACAGAAAUAUGGAUACAAGUAGGCGCCAAGUAUAUAUAUGCGCUACAUUUCGUUAUUCAAUUUGUGUGUAUGAUGAUGGAGGGGUUGGAAUACUGCCCAGAUCCACUGCCAGAGUCAUUUAUCUAGAGAUCUAAUCCAUAUGACAGUGUAGUAACAUUAAGGGAUACAAUCUCAUGAUAGCCAGUGACUAACAAUAGGUUCAUACGUGAUUUGUUCCCUCAGGAUCUUGGAGUCUAUGUGCAUCAUUGUUUUAGAAUGAGGGUUUUCUAACUAUCCUAGGUGAAUCCUCCGUAUACUUGUGCUCUAUUAAUAUCUAUAUGACGUAAUGAUACCGCCAGUUAGAGAACAGUGACUUAUCAAACGGACCAAUGACGCAUAAACCUGUACGAGCAGUCUAGAGUCCUUAUUGGUCCUUCUUUCUUCCUAACCCUGCC
Schistosoma guineensis is the source of this 1639-nucleotide messenger RNA. Lineage: Eukaryota; Metazoa; Platyhelminthes; Trematoda; Strigeidida; Schistosomatidae. The record is from the annotation of a GenBank genome assembly.